Messenger RNA from Talpa occidentalis (Iberian mole), 355 nucleotides. RefSeq names its product tachykinin precursor 4 (gene TAC4). The record is from RefSeq and is a predicted model, not a curated record. NCBI's taxonomy places the organism in Eukaryota, Metazoa, Chordata, Mammalia, Eulipotyphla, Talpidae. The transcript has 5 exons. The coding region runs from base 1 to 348 and encodes 115 amino acids.
AUGCUGCUCGGCCUUGCCCUGCUCCUCCUGAUGGGGCUGAACGCCUGCACUUGGGCCGGGGACGAGGAACUCGUUCUCAGCGCUGAAGUGGGACCCUGGGUAACGGUGACCCUGGAGGAAGAUAUUAUCCCCAGCAUUCAGUUCCAGCUUCAGGAGGUGAAGAGGGGCAAAGCGAGCCAGUUCUUUGGGCUGAUGGGGAAACGGGUGGGAGGAAUACCUCCUCUCCAGUCAGAGAGAAGAACAGGGUAUCAUCGAGGACAAAUGGUCCAGGACCUCCUGGGCAGGAAAGGACCAUCUACAGAAGAGCUCUCCCCAGGCAGAGAGGAUGAGGACGUGGGGUCCAAGUGAAAACCCC